This is a messenger RNA of Ctenocephalides felis (cat flea), 1006 nucleotides long. RefSeq names its product retinol dehydrogenase 12-like. The record is from RefSeq and is a predicted model, not a curated record. NCBI's taxonomy places the organism in Eukaryota, Metazoa, Arthropoda, Insecta, Siphonaptera, Pulicidae. The transcript is spliced from 5 exons. Bases 81 to 974 code for a protein of 297 amino acids.
GGCUAUGUAGAGUUUAAUUUGAAUUACUUACUGAUUGCGUUGCUAGAAGUAAUAGUAGUUUUAUUAUUGAAGCUUUAAUAAUGAUACGUUAUUUAGGAAUCGGUUGUUUGGUUGCUGCUUCUUUGUAUAUCACACGGUGUUAUUUUGUCGGUAAAAAGUGUGCAUGUACAAAAAUAUAUGUUAACGGUGAAUAUAUAAUAGUCACCGGAGCUUCAUCUGGCAUAGGCAAAGCUACUGCAACCGAAUUAGCUCACAGAGGUGCUCGUGUUAUUUUGGCUUGCCGAGAUGUAGAAAAGGCAAGAAGAGUCAGGAAUAAAAUAAUUCUAGUCACUAUAAAAGAGUUGAUAGCUGGUCAUCAAUUGGCUGCUUUGGUCAAUAAUGCUGGGUUGUUUUAUGCGGAUCCUAAAUUAAGUGAAGAUGGAUAUGAUUUGACUUUCCAAACUAAUUAUUUAGGUCCAUUUUUGUUAACACAACUGUUGUUACCAACUUUGGAAGAAUCACCAGAAGCCCGUGUUGUAAAUAUAUCAUCUGCUGCACACUUAUCGGCACCAACUGUAUCUAUAGGCCAAUUAAUAUCUUUCGAUAAAUCGUCAUACAACAAAUUAAAUGCUUAUCGUCUGUCGAAACUGUCCCUGGUAGCCUAUUCGUUUAAACUCUCUACAUUGCUGGAAUCAAAAAAUUCAUCAGUGAAAAUAUUUGCUGUUGAUCCAGGGAAUGUUGAAACAGAGAUUUUCCGCAAUUUUCCACCAUUGUGCAAUCCGAUUUUGUAUUGGUUACAGAAACCUUUAAGACUGAUUUUAGUUAAAACUCCUUCCGAAGGUGCUCAAAGUGUAUUACACGCAUUGUUUUGCCCAAAUUUGAAAUCUAUUUAUAUAUCAAACGUGUCAGAGUCUAUGAAGUACUCUGAUGUAGUAAAAGACACUGAUUUUUGUGAUUCAUUAAUAAAGGCUAGUGAACUCUGGGUAAAGGCAUAAGAAUUAUUUAUUGUAUUUGUUCUAAAUUUAAU